UCUCCAGCCUCCUCUGCUACACCUGCACCUCAAAUGAGCCCGGCUGCACGCUGGACAAGGUCGACUGGUUGAUCCACUCGGCGACGAGCUGUCCCAACUACAACGACAAGUGCGUCAAGAUCAUCGAGACGACGGGAGCGGACACCAAGGUCGUCCGGGGCUGCCUCUCCGCGGUGAUGCCCUACCGGCGGGACAUUCCCGCGGACCAUUACGAGGGCUGCCGGCCGGCCACCUUCAGUCCGAAGAAGAACGUCUACGUCUACAAUGAGAUCAAGGAGCUGCAGCUGAACCAGCGUCCCUACAACAACAUCACCUACUGCUUCUGCGAGUUCGACCACUGGUGCAAUGGCGGGCGGACGCCCUUCGACCGGGGCACCGCCAUGGUGGUCACCUUGGCCGGCCUUCUGGUCGCCUUCUUCUUCGUCGGCGGGCAUCGAGGAUAA
Rhagoletis zephyria (snowberry fruit fly) is the source of this 443-nucleotide messenger RNA. NCBI's taxonomy places the organism in Eukaryota, Metazoa, Arthropoda, Insecta, Diptera, Tephritidae. The record is from RefSeq and is a predicted model, not a curated record.